Molecule: messenger RNA, 17621 nt
Organism: Bufo gargarizans (Asiatic toad)
Lineage: Eukaryota; Metazoa; Chordata; Amphibia; Anura; Bufonidae
Gene: RNF213
Product: ring finger protein 213
Biological process (GO): ubiquitin-dependent protein catabolic process; sprouting angiogenesis; negative regulation of non-canonical Wnt signaling pathway
Cellular component (GO): membrane; nucleolus; cytosol
Molecular function (GO): zinc ion binding; ATP hydrolysis activity; ATP binding
Source: RefSeq, a predicted model, not a curated record
CAUUGCCGGAUUCGUACUGGCCUGAAGAAUAAAAGUAACUUUAGAAAAAAAACGGAAAAUUGCUUGGUCAUGAAAGGGGUAAAGUCCAAACUGCACCAAACAAUGAAGUUCUGAUCUAAUAUACAGGUAGGAAAAAUACAGACACUUUAGUAAGGAGCAAUUUAGUAAUGCACAUUCCCCAGGUCAAAAAGAGGGACAUUUAAGGAUCAAAGAGGGACUUGGGUCAAAAAAGAGGGACACUUGGGAGGCAUGAUCCACUGUGAGGGAUAUGUGGCGUACUGCACCUUUAAGGCAGGGGAUUCCCGCCAGUGCGGGUUGGCUGUGGCCGGUCACUUGGUGCUGUGAGAAGACGGAAGUGCUGAGUGCGCUGUGUACACAGACACUAGGCUGUCACAUGCCGAGAAGCACCUUUAUACUUCUUGCUGUCACAUUUUCUCGGUGACAAUAGUCGGUGUAUCUGCAGAAAGCCGUGUGCCCGCUGUGUGCCAUCAGAGCCUGCCUUCCGGGUGACUACGCCUGUUAUCUCAGUAUUCCACAAAACGCGCUGCCUCGGAUGGUUUACUUUCUUUAGAAGAUGAAGUGUUGCAAUUGUGGCCAUGAACCUCCUGAAGAAAAGGCCAAGUUCUGCAGUAUGUGUGGAAAAUCCAUGCAACCACCGGCCCCUAUCAGUACAGCAAUCCAAGAGGAUACAAACAAGAAUUCGAUCCUUCAGUCUGAGAUUGAAAUGGAGCCUGGGAAAGAACUGGUAUUAGAUGAAAGCAAAAUACCUGCCUGUAUCGAGCCAACAAGUAUAGCUGAGCAUGAGCCUCCAUCACUGGGAGACACUGCUCCACCAAGCAAGAAAAGGAAGAAAAAAAACAAGAAGAAAAAAGGAAUGUCGGGUCAAACUGAAUUUAUGUCUCUUCCUGCAACAAUGAAUGAAUGCCGAGACACUGAUAGUCAUAAUGAUGAAGAUGAGUGUAAGAGCCUUGAGGUGUCUACUGAAAACAACACUUCUUUAUCUACAUCAGCAAAAGUAAUUUCAGGUAACACUGCCACGUUAGCUGUAAAGACCGUUUCAGAGGUAAAGGAUUCUAACCUAAUAACCAAAGAAAUACAAGGAUCAAUGGAAACAAAAGAACAUGAACUUCUACAGUGUAACCAGAUGGAAUAUUCAGAGGACAAAAAUGGAAAUGAAGAGCCCAACAACAAGGAACUGAUUCAUAAUGUGACCAAAUCUACUGGCAACCAAGUGAUAUCAGAUGAUAGAACUACAAUAGAAAAACUGAAGGAAAAUGAAAGUAGCAACAAGAAAAAAACUAAUCAUAAGCAAACCACAACGGAGGCGGAAAAUGUGACUACUAGCCAUAGUGUGGCACCAAAUGAUGGCACCACAAGCAAUGAAAGCUCCAGUAAUAAGGACAAGGUCACUGAUCAGGUCAUCGGACAGACGUCCAAACAUCUGAAUACUGGGCCUGAUAAAAAAGGGGAUGAUGUGAGCACGAGCUUAGACUCUGAAAGUAAGAACAAGGUCAUCAAUCAGAAUGAUGGAGAGAGAUGCACCAUAGCAAAUGAAUCAAAGUCCAGACUGACAGAGGGAAAGGAAAUUUCCAAAGACGACAGUAAUUCUGACCAUCAAGGUAUGGAUGCAAACAAUCCAAAUAAUAGUUCCAACAAAAUGUCUGUUGCGGCACAAGAACCUGAUAAACAGGGUAAAAAAGAAAAUCAAAAGGGAAAAGUGACACAUGGCGCCAGUGCCAAUGACAGUUAUAAAGAUGGCACGAAUGAAAAUGCUCCUAAAAAUGCUUCAAGAAAAAACAAAAAGAACACAACAGGGCAGGAUAAUAAAAAUGAUAGUGAUCGUGAAAGAGAUAUAAAUGAGCCAAAAACAAAUCAACCAAAUAAAAAAGACAUUGAUGAUAAGAGAAAUGAGGAUACUAAGAAAGAUCCUGAAAGUAGCAAAAUGAAAGAAGGAAAAAAUAAGAAAGGUGGAAAUAAAGCACAGGAAAAACAAGAGUCGAAAAACUCUGAGCGGAAGUCAGUGGAAAAACCAGAGAACCAACAAAAUGAAGAUGGAAUAAAGGCAUCAAGUUCUUCAACUAAUGAAGUUCCGAAUACAAAUGUAUCUGCAAUGGAUCAGGAUCUUGAAAUAUACUUUCAUGUUAUUAUAUCUAAGGAUUUUGGCCUCAAAGUGAAUGAAGAUAAAGUCAUAGUUAAAGCAGAAAAUAUUGCAGGAUAUGAAAAUUGGAAAAGUGUGGUUUGUGAAAUGCAUUAUACAAAGGAGCUCAAGGACUUUGGAUUCUUGUAUGAAGGACGCACUCAUGUGUCCAAGAACAAUCUGAACAGAAACAUCCAGUACAAGUAUGUUGUUUUACAGAGUAAUGGACAUGAAGAAUAUGAGUACAUUUACGGUGAAACGACAGACAAAUCGCCCAUUAUCAACCGCUGCCUGUUCAUGCCAUCAAACUAUAUCAUUAAAGGAGAGUGGCAUCAGUAUGAUGAUGUGUGCCUUAAAAAGAAUGACAGUUUUCUGAAAUCUCUGAAGAAAUCUUGGGAACAGGUGUGGAAAAAGAAAUAUGACUCCAUCUAUGAAAAUAAAAUGAAGGCGGGGGAAAUCAUGCUUAGCAGCAUUUACAGUAUUCUGGAGACCUGCGAUGAGAUCAAUUUGUCUGGCUUUUUUCAACAACUGCAUCAAUUUUAUUAUGUGGCGGCACGUUUUACUGUGGAUAAAAUAGUAGACUGGCAUUCCCAGAAAUAUGACAAAGAAAAGGUGGAUGACUUGAUGAAGAUGUUGCUCAAUAAGAUCUGUGACCCUUUCAUUAAUACAAAUAAGCAGCAGGAAAGUAAUGUGAGGAUGAACAGAAUAAUUGCAGGAUUAAUUUGCCUCAGGAUUGCCUGCAUUUAUGGCAUUCAUGGUAGUAAAGAGCAUUUGACAAACAUCUGCUGUAUUCUCUGCUUGGAUGAAAUGCCACGAGAAAAGUUAAUCGAUGAGCUUAACAAUGCAAAGACUCUCUUCGGAAACUUUCCAGGAACAUAUCCAGCUUUGAAGCAGCUAUGCCAGCAAUGUAUUGAGAAAAAUGUAGAACACUGGGUAUGGGUCUUACCAGUUCUCCAUACGUUUUUUCAUGUAUCCAACACAGAGUCAUCAAUACCAAAUCAAGAAGAUGAAUGGGCAGGUCUUGAAGGCCUAGCCUAUUCUAAAAGUACCUGGGAUGUUUUUGGAAAGAUGGUUAAAAAAAAGUAUUUACUUCAGUCACACCCAAUGGUGAUCCAAUCAUGGCUUUGUUUGAUAUCCGUCAACGAGAUGGUGAAAUUUUUAGAUGAACUUCCAGUACCAAUUGUGGCUGUUCUUAAAGCCUGUUACUUCAAAAUUCCCGUUGUUGAAUAUCAUCAACAUGAGAAAGUUGAAGAUGUUUUGAAAAAAAUACUACAGAUUAUAAAAAAACAAGUAAAACCUUUGGAUCCAGAGUCAUUCGAGAAGUGUUGUAAAGCCAGCCUUGACCUGCACUAUGAAAUCCUCAAUAAAAAAUUGCUGCACAUUUAUUCUGAGCUAGCAGCUCUGUCGGCAGAGAUCAUCUUAACCUUAUUAAGAUUUGCAGGCUUGUCGAACGGAGGUGAUGAAACAAAGUCAUUACAACCUGAAAUAGAGAAAGUGUUUGACAGCACAAUGUCACUAACAAUAAAAUGGCUCAAAGAUGUGUAUGGGCACAAAUUUACUUUUGAGUACCACACGCCAAAAAGAUUUCCUUUUGAAAUGCAGGCGUGGAAUCUGAUUCUGAAGGCUGGUGACGAUGCAACUCAGAAGUGGAAAGAUUCUCUCAUACCGCUGUUGUGCAAUAAAAUUAAGCAGGAGGACUCUGUUAAACAGAUUUUGAUCUACUGCAAAGAGCAGCGUCUAUUUCAAGAACUUCACCCAUCAAUUCAUAAAUGUUUUGAGGACUGCGCUAUUGAAGCAGUACAUUCUGCUUGUCAGUCGGAGAAUAAUAUUCUCAGUCAGUUGGAUACAUAUAACUUGACAAAUUUUGGCCACUUGGUGUCCAGUGUUAUACUGAAUUCUUGGCCAAAAGAUGACCAUGGAAAAUGUGCACAAGACAAUGAUAGAAUUGUACAGCACUUGUUACAGUGGGAUGAUGCUGCAUAUAUAUUUAAACUUUAUGGAACAGACUCUAGAAUCAUUGAGCAUAUUAAUGAGGAAAUUCAGGAGCUGGUGGCCAUCUCAGACUCUGUGUUUCUAGAGGCCAGAAAAAGUGUCAUCGAUGGAACUGUGCCGAUUAAACAUUUGGAAUAUAUUUUGAAGAGCAAAAAAAAGUUUCUGGACAUUUGUAGACUUAAAGCAGAAAAAAGAGAGAACAUCUCGGUGGCUGACAUCAAACAAGUGCUGGAGUGGAGGGAGAAAGAGUUAAAAACUAUAAAAACAGAACGGGAGUGGGUGGGCAGUCUCCUAAACAUGAUCCACAGAAUAGUUCGGAGUGUAAAAGUAAAUGUUUCUGAGGUUCGGAGGAAAUAUUCAGCAAAUCUGGGACCCCAAAAACUGAAUGAUUUAACCCCUGUAAAGGUUCUUGGUGAAAGUAUCCAAGGAGACUCUGUGUCCUACUACCAACUGUCUUCUGACCUAAUGGACAUGGCUCACUAUGUACAUACUUUAACAAACAGUCACGUUUUCAUUAAUUGCUGGGGACAACAAGGGCACUUACUUGCAAACAGCAUUGAAGAUUCAUUCGAAAGUCAGGUCAGUGACAAAAGUCAAGAUGAAGAAGAUGUGGAAAUAACAUUAAUGGAAUUAAAGGAUAGACUCUUUAACCCCUGCCUUGAACAUUGUAAAAUCAUUUAUGAAAAUUUAAAGACUGGAGAAAUCACGUUUAAAGUUGCUGAUGACUUUUUGGAGGAUUUCAGAAAUAGAUCUGAACAGCUAAAAGAAGAAUUUCGAGUCUUGUGUUGUUUGGGAGAUAAGGACAGUGGUCGAUGGAUCGCUAAACGUGUGAUGCAGAUUGAGCAGUAUCACCAGCUUGACGUAGCGUUCCGUUCAGCAAAAGUCAUAUAUGACGUGAAAUGUUUACUAAAUCUAUCUGGAAAUUUUCAAACCUUAAUAACACUGCAGGAAUUUGCUGACGACUUUGAAAACUGUAAACAAAAGUCUCUUUCGUGCAUAAAUGAUGAAGUGAUGAAAACAAGAAAACUUUUAUCAGAAAUAAAAGAUGAACAUAUCGAAUGCCUUAAGGAAGUUUUAUCAGCAAAGGACUUUUUACUGUGGGUGAGAGAAGAAUUGGAAGAUGUCAAUGAAUUAAAAGUGUUUGUUGACUUGGCCUCAAUCUCUGCUGGUGAGAAUGAUAUGGAUGUAGAUCGAGUUGCCUGUUUUCAUGAUGCAGUUCUGGGUUAUUCAUCUUUACUAUACGAACUGAAUUCAAAUUCUGGUUUUGAUGACUUAAUGGCAUGUUUGCAAAAACUGUGGAAGGCUUUACAAAGUGAUCGAAACCUCUCCAAAAAGUUGAGAGACUCUGCUCGCCACAUAGAGUGGUUGAAAACUGUGAAGGAAAGUCACGGAUCAGUGGAAUUGUCCUCGCUGUCAUUAGCAACUACAAUAAACAAAAGAGGCAUAUACGUAAUCCAAGCACCCAAAGACAACAAAAAGAUUACCCCAGACAGUGUGAUGCAAUUGAAUCUCCAAGAAGAAGGAGACAGCAGGAUAAAUGAACGUAGUUACAACCUAGAGGAGUUGAAGGAAUUACUGAAUAAACUUAUGCUUAUGUCUGCAAAAGGAGACCAGAGCAAUCAGGAGGUUGAAAAGUUUUCAGAGAUUUUUUCCAAUGUGCAGAGGCUGUCCAGAUCAUUUAUUUACCUAUAUUUAGCUGGAAAUAUGUUAUUUAGAACUUGGAAGGCAGAAAUUUACUGUUCAGAUGAUGCUCCAACUGGAAUUUGCAUGAGAUUUGAUGUUAAUGGUAUUGACAAACUGGAAGAACAUGGACCUCCUACCAGUCUACUUCCAGACAUCUGCAGCACAAUGGAGAACUUGUUAGAAAAGUGGUUGGAAUUCAUGAACCAGAAGAGGUCUCAGCUUUACUACCUAAACUAUUACACAGCUGAACAGUUGGUUUUCCUGUGCCAGGAAUUUCAGAGAAGAGAUAUCAACGAGGAGGCACUUGUAAUGUUGUCUUUUAUUAAACCCCAGUGUCAAAAAAUUGACACAACAAAGUCCUGUUACACAAAGACUGGAUUUACUGGGGGUUGCCCAAACAGAUUGAGUUUUGCAUUUAAAUUAGAAAACUGUGCCAACGUGUUGGAGAAGCUUGAAAUUGUUUGGGAGCAUUCUAUGAACUAUAUGAAUUCACUCUUCCCAGGGUGCUUAGAUUUAGAUGUUCUAGGUAAAUGCUUGUCCUCUUUAGCAAAACAAAAUAAUAAGUGGGUUUUGCGCAAGUUUCAUCCCAGUUUACGUGAAGGUUGUCCCAAUUUGGUUUUAUGUCCCUCAUCCCAGAUCUUGUCCUGUGCUCUGGCAAUUUAUAUGUACAGCUUUUCUGAGCCUUUACCAACUUAUGAUGAAGUGUUACUGUGCACACCUCAGACUUCAUUUGAAGAAGUUGCCUUGUUUUUUAGAAGGUGUCUAACACCAGGUUACAAUGGCAAGAAGAUUUACAGUUUAAUCUAUGCAGAUGAACUUAACUAUGAUACAGCAUACAAAUCAGAGCAGCUAUUCCAGCAGCUGCAGGCACGAAGUAAUGAUCAUUACCAUCUAGUGAUCAUAUGUAAUUCGGAUCGAGAACAUUGCUAUAUUCCCUCUGUCUUCAGCCAGAACAAGGUACACAUGAUUCCUCAUGCACCCGUUGAAAACAUACAGCGUUAUCUACGUACUCAUUUUGCUGUUGAACGUACAGCUGUUUCCGCUGCUCACGUAUUUCAGAAUGGGCUUAAUGCUGGAAUUGUGUCAUCCAAACGAGCAGGAGUGGGAAAAUCUCUGUAUGUAAAAAGGCUUUAUCAAAAGCUUGUGUCAGGCUUCACCACUGAGAGGCCAGUUCUUAAAACAAUCCGGCUUAUUAACCCUGAGGUGGAUGAAAAUAAAGUGUUGAACACUUUACUGCCUUUUCUUGACGUUAGAUUGAAGAAUCGUCCUAUUAUAUUCCAUAUUGAUGUUACAUCUUCUGUGAACAAGGGGAUUUCAGAAUUCCUGUUUAAGCUUUUUGUUCUGCAAUAUCUCAUGAAUUCAGAAGGAAGAAUAUGGAAGCGCUUGACAAGUCACUUGUACAUUGUUGAGAUUUUGGAAUCCUCAAACACAACGUUUGCCAAGCAGAUUCAAUCCGUUCCUCAAGCGCUACAGCACAAUUUUAUUGACUUCUUUCCCAAAAUAUCAUGCUGUUCACCGAAAGAAGUCCUAAGAAAAUACACAGAAGAUGUGGCAGAUGACUGUGGGGAUCCAGGAAUGGAUGUUAAGGAAUUCCAAAGUGAAUGUUUCCAGAGACCAUACCAGUAUUUAAUACGUUUUGACAAAGGACAGAAUCUAGACACAUUUACAUACAAACAUGACAGUGUAGAAGGGGAUCCAGCAGAGUGUCUGCAGAUAUUCCUUUUGCAUUGCGGAAUUAUUGAUCCUUCUUGGUCUGAACUCAGAAACUUUUCCUGGUUUUUAAAUCUCCAACUUAAAGAUUGUGAAUCUUCAGUUUUUUGUAAAGUUGAACAUGUUGGAGAUUUAUUGCCAGGAUUUAAGCAUUUUGUGGUUGAUUUUAUGAUAAUCAUGGCAAAAGACUUUGCUACACCAUCUUUGGAUAUUGCAGAUCAAAGUCCAGGAAGGCAAAUUAUUAACUUUCAUGGACGUGAGGAAAAGGACCUGGCUCCUUUUUUGUUGCGUAAAAAGUGGGAGUCUGAACCACAUCCCUAUAUCUUCUUUAAUAAUGAUCAUGUGUCCAUGACAUUUAUUGGAUUCCACUUAAAGCCAAAUAAUGCAGGAGGCGUAGAUGCCAUCAAUCCCAGAGAUAAUACUGUAAUUAAACAAAAUGUUAUGACCAUGCAGCUUUAUAAUGGAUUGGUGCUUCAAAGAGUGCCAUUCAAUAUUGACUUUGACAAUCUACCCAGGCAUGAGAAAAUAAGCAGAUUAUGUAUGGUCCUAGGAAUCCAAUGGCCAUUUGAUCCAGAUGAAACAUAUGAGCUCACUAUGGACAAUAUUCUCAAGAUUCUGGCCAUUAAGAUGAGAUUCCGAUGUGAAAUUCCGGUUGUCAUCAUGGGAGAAACUGGUUGUGGAAAAACACGACUAAUAAAGUUCUUAUGUCAUUUGUGCAAGGGAUUUGUUGAUACAGAAAAUAUGAAGCUUGUGAAAGUUCAUGGAGGUACCACGGCUGAGAUGAUUUCCCAGAAAAUAAUAGAGGCACAGGAAAUUGCAAAGUUUAACAAAGACAAUGGAUGUGAUACUGUGUUGUUCUUUGAUGAAGCAAAUACAACUGAGGCCAUAAGUAGUAUCAAAGAAGCUCUGUGUGAUCACACCGUAGAAGGAGAACCAUUAGAAGAGAAUUCUGGGUUACACAUUAUUGCAGCCUGCAACCCAUAUAGAAAGCACACUGAUGAAAUGAUUAAACGCUUAGAGUCUGCUGGUCUGGGCUACAGGGUAACCGCGGAUGAGACCAAGGACAGACUAGGGUCCAUCCCAUUAAGACAGCUUGUUUACCGCGUACAUGCUUUGCCUCCUAGCAUGAUGCCACUUGUAUGGGACUUUGGACAACUAAAUAAUGAAACCGAGAAGAAAUACAUACAACAAAUCGUUCAGAGAUUAGCAAAAGAGAUUGAGUUGUCUACUAGUAAUGUACAGUUAUUAACUAAUGUGCUCUCAGCUUCUCAAAGUUACAUGAGGUUAAAAAAUGAUGAAUGCAGCUUUGUCAGCCUAAGAGAUGUUGAACGUUGUGUAGAGGUCUUCAAGUGGUUCUAUAACCAUCAUACAAAGCUGCUAAAGAAUCAGAAAUACAUGUUAAAGAAUAAAAGAAAUGUCUCUUAUCAAAAAGAUAAAGUAGCUUGGUCUCUUGUGCUAGCUGUUGGUGUAUGCUACCAUGCCUCUUUAGAAACUAAGGAAUCGUACAGAGAGGCCAUAUGUAGACAUUUCCAUUCGCCAUACAGAGACCAAACUGCUAUUUUGGAUGAAAUUAGUAUCAUUCAAGAUCUCUUUUUAUCAGGGGUACACUUAAGAAACACCAUUGCAAGAAACCUGGCCUUGAAGGAAAACUUAUUUAUGAUGGUCAUCUGUAUUGAACUUAAAAUCCCUUUAUUUCUUGUUGGAAAACCAGGAAGCUCAAAGUCACUAGCAAAGACUAUUGUUGCAGAUGCCAUGCAAGGUCAGGCAGCUCAUACUGAACUGUAUAAAGACCUUAAACAGAUUCACUUGGUUUCUUUUCAGUGUAGCCCUCACUCAACUCCAGAAGGUAUAAUUAGCACAUUUAAGCAUUGUGCUCGCUUCCAGGAAGGGAAAAAUUUAAAAGAGUAUGUGUCUGUGGUGGUUCUUGAUGAAAUCGGUCUUGCUGAAGACUCUACCAAAAUGCCUUUAAAGACACUUCAUCCUUUGCUGGAGGAUGGUUGCAUUGAUGAUGAGCCAUUGCCACACAAAAAGGUUGGAUUUAUUGGAAUCUCUAACUGGGCGUUAGAUCCUGCAAAAAUGAAUAGAGGAAUAUUUGUAUCUCGGGGUGAUCCUGAUAAGCAAGAACUUAUUGAAAGUGCUGAGGGAAUCUGCUCAUCUGAUAAACUCAUUCUUACAAAAGUCACAAACUAUUUCCAAUACUUUGCAGAUGCUUAUCAGCAAGUUUGUGGGACUCAAAAAGAACAGAAAAAAGAAUUUUUCGGUUUACGUGAUUUUUACAGUCUGAUAAAAAUGGUGUUUGCUUUUACCAAACAGACAGUCUUGACAGAGCGUGAAAUUGCUCGCGCAGUCCUCCGGAAUUUCAGUGGGAAAGAUGAUUUAAAUGCAUUGGACAUUUUUUUGGGAGACGAAAAUAAAAAUCUUGGUGAGGCGUAUAAUACGAUAGAUCUGGUGAUGGAAAAUAUUAAAAGUGACAGUGAGGACUGUGAAUCUCGUUACCUUUUAAUAUUGACCAAAAACUAUGCAGCACUUCAGAUACUUCAACAAGCAUUUAUUAAGGAGAAACAGCAACCUGAAAUCAUAUUUGGAUCCAGCUUCCCAAAGGACCAAGAAUACACUCAGAUUUGCCGAAAUAUCAACCGUGUUAAGAUCUGUAUGGAAACUGGCCAGAUGGUCAUUCUCCUUAAUCUCCAAAACUUGUAUGAAAGCCUCUAUGAUGCAUUAAAUCAAUAUUAUGUUUACCUAGCUGGCCAAAAGUAUGUAGACUUGGGCCUUGGUACCCAUCGUGUAAAGUGCAGGGUUCACCCAAAAUUCAGACUGAUAGUCAUUGAAGAAAAAGAUAUUGUAUACAAAGACUUCCCAAUCCCACUGAUCAACAGAUUAGAAAAACAUUAUCUGGAUAUUAGCACAUUUUUGAAAAAAGAAGACAAAAUUCUUGUUGAACAGCUUGAGGCUUGGGUACAAAGUUUCACCAGUCCAAAAGUAAACCACCUCAUGGUAAAAGAUCAUGAAUACAGUCCUUCUGAUGUUUUUAUUGGCUACCACUCAGACACAUGUGCUUCAGUUGUUCUUCAAGUAUCAGAGAAUAUGAAUCAAGCACAACAUGAUACCGAAGAUAUUAAAAAGGAGAAGUAUAAGGCUGCACAAAAUGUUCUGCUUAAAUGUGCUACACCAGAUUCUGUCAUCAGGUUAGACCGCCAAGAAUUAAUUGAUGAGUACUUCAAAAUACAACAUCAUGGCUCCUUGGUAGACUUCCUCCAUUCACAUAUAACAUCUGCAUUUGACAACAGCACCAUUUUCACUGAGAUCACAACAUUUUCACGCCUUCUUACUUCUGCGGACAAAAAGAUUUUAGAAGUUGAAUUACAAAACAAUAUCAGCAACAUUGAAAUUUUGUCCCUUCAACAAUUUGACACAGAAUUCUCAUUUUUGAAGAAAAUUCGGCAUUUUCUAGAAUCUGCCUCUGACAAUCUGAUACUAAUUAUACAGACUGAUUUUGAAGAAGGGUCUCGAGGAGCAAAUCUUGUUGCAUCAGCAAAGUACUCGGCUGUGAAUGAAAUAAACAAGUUAAAUCUCAACACAAAAUGUGUCUUUGUCUACUUUAUAACUAAGCUCCCGAGAAUAAAAGGUGGAACAUCAUAUGUGGGCUUUCGUGGCGGUUUGUGGCAAUCUGUGCACAUUGAUGAUUUGAGGAAAUCUAAAGAUAUGGUGACCGAUGUAACAGCACUUCUGAAGUUCACCAUUAGUCAGUUGUUCUAUACUGCAGAUCCUGAAACAAAAGUAAUAAACAAUGAGACUCAAAAACUGGCCAAAGAAACACCAAUGGAAGUGGAAGACUGUCCAUCCCAUGGCAAUGAAGUGAAUGCAAGCAAUCAUUAUGAGGAGGCCAGCUUAAUGGAGAUAGAUCAAGAUAAAGAGACAAGUAAAGAGACAGACAUGCAACCAGUCUCUUUUGAGAAUAUACUGGAUACCACCAUUCUAAUUAGAAGUUGUGUCCAGAAUGCUAUAGGCUUGUUAAGAGAUGAGAAUAUUGACAGUCGUAGCACCAGGAGGAUUGAAAUCCUGAUAAACCUGUUGAGUACAGAGAAUGAAAUGAAAGAUUCCUUCUUAAAAUAUCUAAAACACCGUCUACAUAACAUGUUGAAGACUCAGGAAGUAGAUUUGUUUCAUGCUGAAGAUUGGGUUGUACGAGAAGCUGCAAAUCUAGAUGCACUGCAGGAAGCAGGAACUUUCAGGCAAACCCUUUGGAAACGUGUUCAAAAAGCUGUGACACCCUUUUUAUCCCAAAUUUUAUCCAUCAUUGACUGCAAUGGCAACCUGGAAAUUCUUGUGAACGGCCAUGUGGAGGACUUUAUAAAAUCCCUAUGGAUGUUCAUUUAUUCGGAUGAAAAACUUCUAUCUGUUCCCAGCAACUUCAGCUCACAGACUGGAACAAUUCUGGUGAAGAACACCAUGAAUAUUGCUGCUUUUGGAGAAAAUUGCUUGCCUUUCAGCUGGCGGAUUAAAGAUUAUCUAGAAGAGAUUUGGACUCAGGCUCAGCACAUUCAUUGCAUGGAAGGUCCUGAAGUGAAGUCUUUGAAUAUCUUCUCACAGACCCCACUAGGAAAAUACAUUUCCUCCAAAGAAAUAAGUGAACAGCAGGAUCUGUUCUUAAAUUAUCAGCGAGACUUCAUCCUUAUGUCUAUGACUAUAUCUUCUCCCAAAGAGCUGAAGGUAAUGGAAUAUGCUCUUUCAACAUGUGUUGAGGAAGUAAGAAUGACUAUAGGCAGCGACCAGCUGACUCUUCCAUUGGUGCAUAUUGGAUACAAUACAUUUCAGCACAGACUGCAAAACUUAUGCAGGAUUUUUGCACUCAGUCCUUCAGUGCUUGAUUCUCUUGAAAAAACUAUUGAGGACUCUGAUGCAGUAAUUAGAGGUCAAAUGGUCCUAGAUGUUUUUGCUGCUAUUGCGUGUUUGGAAAUAUUAAAAGACAGUGUGACAGACCUACACCCAGGAGCAUGGAUGUGCCAAGUUAAAAACCUACAAAUGCCUAUAGAACUAAUAUGUUCAGAAGAGUAUUUAAAUGGCUUCAGUUCUAGGUGUAAACCUGGAAUUGACCAAAUCAGGUCCUACUGGAAUUGUGUGUUUUCCAUGGCCCUUUUUAUGGAACAUAUGCUAGUGGAGGACUAUAUUCAGGAUCCAGAGAUGUGGCAAAUCAUUAUAGGACAUACAUACUUUAUCGGAAAGUGCCUGGAGAACUUCAAGGAUAUAAAGUCUAUCAGGCCAUUCUUGGCGGUGGUGGAUGUCCUUCAUAAGUGUAGAGAUGACGUUUCCAAAUUAGUUUCAAGGUUUGGAAUGCAAGCCUGUGCAGUCUGCCACAGUGAUCCAAACGAGCCAGUAUGCCUUCCCUGCAACCAUAUUUUCUGCCAGGCUUGUUUGAGCAAGUGGUUGCAAACUGUAAAUAAUAAUACAUGUCCACUGUGUAAAGCACCGCUACCAGACGGCUUCGCUGUUGUUGUGUCUAAUGAAAUCAGGGAUUCCAUACAGAAAAAUAUCCAGUUUCGAAAACGAUGUAACGGAUUCUUUGUUGAUAUCGUAUGUACCAUGUGCUUCAAAGACGAUACUCCACCAGACAAGGAGGUCAUUGACCAUCUUAUCUCUCUACUUUUUGCCAGCGUUGAGCUGAAGUCUUGCACAAGAUCGCUUUCCCCAUUUGAAGAUGCAGUUGAUAAAACACCGGUGCUUCGCUCAGUCAUACUGAAGCUGCUAUUGAAAUACAGUUUUAGGGAUAUAAUGGGGUAUGCCCAGGAGUAUUUUAGCAAGGUGGAGAGAAACAACCUUCUUACUGUGCUGGACACCACAGAAGUCUACCUGCUGUUUGUAAACUGCCUAGAGGACUCGUUGUUUGAAAAAGGACAAAAAAUCCAAUGUGCAUCUGACAAAGAAAAGUACCUUAAUGAUGAAGGGUCAUUUCUGGAGAAAUAUAUACAUGGUAGAGAAAAAACAGAUAAGACUGUACAGUUUCUUCAGGAUUUGGCAAGAAUUAGACUGGCACUUAACAAAGCGGCAGAAUUGUUUUCUGUCAAAUCCAAAGGAGGUGCCAAUGAGCAUUACUUGCAGUGUGUUAAAACGUUUUGCUCGUCUGGCAAUGACUGGUAUAGAAUUUAUUUAAUUCGAAAGCUAGCAAAUUUGGAUGGUAUAGACUCUGUCCAAAGGCAUUUUAAAGAUCCGGACUUUAAGUGGCUUUUCCCUAAAGUAAUGCUACAGAAUAAGGAGUCUCAAAGUCAAAUUGAUCAAUUCAUGGUGUGGGGCAACAGCUACAAAGUUCUAAGAGAUGGUAUUGGUAGAGCGAUGAUGGAGGGCAAAGAAGAAAGGAUCGUAAAAGCCAUAGAGGAGUGUAAAAUCCCCGACCAUGAACUAGCUGUCUGCAUACUUCUUGCUGUGUUCCGUGAAAUAACCAUGUAUUAUGGGACCCAAAAUAAUCCAGAUCGUGGGGCGGUGACUGAACAUAAAGCCGUGAAUUUUAUCAAGAACAUCAAAGUUCUCCAAGAAGGAGCAAGGAGACGCUUUGUGGAGACAUUGCUCAGCAACAGCCGGCCAAUACUUCGUGUUGUUCCUGGCACGAGAAGCUCACACGUCACUGUUUUCGGACUGGUUAUACAUUUGGGUGCUGUACUUCUCAAUCAGAAUAAUCAUCUUCUUUCACCACUAAGAAAUUUGUCUUUUGUUCCAUCAAGAAUGCAGAAUUCGUAUUUGCCAACAAUGCCAGAAGAUUUGCUUGUCUAUGCAAGAGUUGCUAUGCGUGAACAGCUGCAUUGGUACCGUUGUCCUAAUGGUCACUACUGUACUGUUGGUGAGUGUGGUCAACCAAUGGCAACGGGUCAAUGUUUAGACUGCGGAGCUAAUGUUGGCGGGCAAAAUCAUUUACCUCAUCCAGGAUUCCAGAGAAUUCAGCAGGACGAGGACCGCACCCAGACUGGACAUGUGUUAGGAGGUCCUGAACGGCAAGGAACAGUUAUAGCUCCAGACAGAGAUCUACCUACUCCUGCAUUCAUUUUACUGAGGCUGCUGACACAUCUAUCAAUGCUCCUGGGAUCAGAAGAGGAUUUACAGAGUCUAAGCCACAUUCUGAAGCCACCUGUUCCCGAUGUUAGAAGUUUCCUUUUCCAACACAUAGAAAAAGAUCUAGAACAUCUGAGGAAAACACUUGGAAAAAGUUCAGAUGACACCACCAUCAUUGUACAUCUUGUACUUUGUCAAAUGCUGAAUCCCGAUCAGCGCGGACAGUGGCCUGUUCACUUUGAUGAAGUGUGGUCAACAAAAGACAUGAGAAACAGCUGGGAGAAACACUUUGCAUCAAUGGUCAUUAGACCUGUGCUGAAGCGCCUAAAUGAGGAUCUGGUGGCUGUGAACAAUUACAUCAGAACAGAUGAGCGAAUAAGUUCAAACCCCAUAGUAAGGAUUGUGUAUGGCGACCCAUCAGCUAGUGGAGAAAAACUGGAACUGCCGCGGACCAGUCAUGUUCAUUGUUCCAAAAUAUGGAGCUGCAGAGAAAGGGUCUCCAUAGAAUAUCUAAUGCAUAUCGUUCAGCAGAAAGAAGGGAAGGAUGCUCUGCCGUUAUUAUGGAAGUUCUUGGAGAAGGAAACAGAACUAAAGAUGGUGAAAUUCCUGCCAGGAAUCCUAAAUCUUCAAAAAAGGCUGGUAAAAAGGUUCCAGAACUGCAGAGAUAUUGCACAUGAGACCAUUCAAGACUUUUUAGACUCCAUACCCUCUGAUGGUACUCAACAUUUAAUGAAAAAGUGGACAGAGGAUUUUCUCUCAACGUGGAAUCAUUUGCGGCAAUCCCUUCUUACUAAUGGUGAAAUAAAGCUGCCAAAUGAUGUGAGUGAUCUCGUCCUUACUAUGGAUAGUAAACUCAGCUAUCUUCUUCCACGUCGGCAAGGGGAUGGCUUAUGUGCAACUGCCCUGGUCAGCUACCUCAUUACUUUGCACAACAGCUUUAUAUACGGCCUGGAAAAAUACACCACCAGUAGUCAGAAGUAUUCCAUUAGGUGCUCGGAAAUAACACAUCUGCAUGUCAUCACCUAUGAAAUGGAAAAGGAUUUGGUGCCUAUAAUCCUUUCCAAUUGCCAAUACACCCUGGAGAGUGGGAAAGAGACCUUGCAAGAAUUUGAUCUUCCAAAGAUCCAGCAUCAAAUUGCCAGUCGAUUUUUUCAAGGAAAACCUCUUCUCACCAUGGCUGGUCUUCCAACAAUAUCUUCCCAAGAUCGGAACUACGAAAACCUAUUCAUGGAUAUCCGGAAAAAGCUUGGACAGAUUCCAUUACCAAACUCAACUAUAGAUUUUAUAAGCAAAGACCUGAAUACGUUCAGUGAUGUCUGUGAGGCCAUAAACCUUGUUGAUGUCAUGUUGGGAUUCCUGUCAAUGUCCGGAGGAGAUCCAGAACUUACUAUUACAAAGUACAUUGAGGAUAUUUUACAAAUGAAAGACCAGAGCAGCAUCCAUGUCCUUGAGGCAUUGAAGCGCUGUUUUCUGAAGAACACCAUUGCACUCUGGCAGUUACUCACCGCUCUGAAGUCUGCACAUCUUCUACACCUUAAAAGAGACCCAUUUGUUGAUGUUGACCAAGCUUAUAAGAUGAAAGUGGAAAAGGAAGGGCAGCAACAACUCAAUAUCUUCCUGGAGCAAAAUGGAACAAAUGUCUUUUUGUUUGAAUUGCAUGAGAUGAUCACCAUAAAACUAAGGAAGCCGCACAGCGCGGAUCAUUUCAAACCUGCCUGGCCCCUAAGAGACGUACUCGGACCUCUUCUUUAUGAAAAAGAUGUCUCUUUCCCUGAAAUGGAAGAACGCUUUCCGGAGCAGAUUGCACUUUGUCACUGCAUCGAUGCCUGGAAGAUUACUGCCUCUAAGAAAUGGGAUCGUCUGUGAAGUUAUGCUGCCGAAAAGUAUUUUGCUUCCCUGGAUUAGAGACUUUAGAGUGUGUUUACAUGGUUGAUACCGCAUCAGAACUGCACAGGAAAAAGCGUAAGGGUACCUGACCCAGGCCGUGCCCACCUGCGGCAUCAAUAGUUGCAUAAUGUAGCAGUAAAGUAGUGCAGCCACUGGCUGCAGCCGGUAGGCGUGUCACACAGUUUUUUUAUGCACUUAUGAUGUUUACAUAGUAAAUAAGCAAACCUCAACUGCUCCGUGUGAACAUACCCUAACGCUAAUGCUGCACACUCAGGCUUUUAUACUUUUUUUAUUAUGAUGAGUAUACACUUACACAUUCAUUACAAAUAGGGAUCAAUCAUUUUGCAACCGAGUUUCUGAUUUGCCAUAGAGAUAACUAUAACUGCUGUACAUGUUAAGUAUCAUACUAUGGCGUGUGCUGCACAUGAUCAGUGCCUUAUAGAGAAAAGAAGCACAGCCCAUACUUCAGCCUUGAGCAUUUCACGGUAUGAGUCUAUAUAAGGUAACUUGGCUAAUACUUAGUUUGUAGGCAUCACAUCUUCUCCAUUCAUAGCAAUCACUGCUUUCAAAGCUUUGCUGGCCAGUCUUGGAAACAGACACUGAGAUGUUUCUAAUCCACUGUUACAGAUGUGGCCUAAAAUAUAUACCACCAAUAUACAAAUUUAGCUUUAGUCUUGAACUGAAAGCAAAACAUGCAAGAAAUGAAUAGUAAAUAAAGUUACGAGACGUUACAAGACGUUAUAUGUAUAUUUUGUCUACCUAUGAUACUUGCUCAGGUAUAACAUUCUUGAAGCAGCUUGUUAAAUCUGCACUCAGAAACAUUUAUCAUUUACAUGAGACCAAAACAAUUUAGGUGAAAAUCUCAAAAUACAGACCAGAAGCUCAUAUCAGGCUGUUCAGAUGAGACCAUACAACAUAGACACCAUGCAAUAUACAGACAUAGGGCCAGAUUUAUCAUUAGCUCAAGUCAAAAUAAUGGAGUGAAAAAAAUCGCAAAUUUUUGCGCAAUCGCUAAAACCAAAAAGAAUUGUGACUUUUAUUGACUGCGCUAUGCUUGCCAGUUUUCUGAAAGUGGGCGUGUUUUCUUAUGUAAAUGAACCUCAAGACAGAUUUACUAUAGUGACAAUUUAAAAGUCACAAAAAAUUGUGCAAAAAUGUGCGCAAUUUCACUCCA